GUAAUUGUCAGCUCGCAAUCGAAAUAAAAACCUCCGCUUCCUCUCUCGGAAAUCGGUAAUCAUCCCCAAUUAUUGAAUCGAGGGAGAGAGUGAGAGAAGAGAGAGAGAGAGAGAGAGAGAGAGAGAGAGAGAGAGAGAGGCUGUGUUGAUGGCGAUACAGUAUGCGAUGGUGGCGAGGGGAUCCGUGGUGCUGGCGGAGUUCAGCAGCGGUCAGUCCAACGCCAGCGCCGUCGCCCGCCAAAUCCUGGAGAAGAUCCCAGGCACCGAAGACAGCCACGUGUCCUACUCUCAGGACAGAUUCAUCUUCCACGUCAAGAGAACCGACGGGAUCACCGUCCUCUGCAUGGCCGAUGAAUCCGCCGGCAGAAGAAUUCCUUUUGCAUUUCUUGAGGAUAUCCAUGGAAGAUUUAUUAAGUUGUAUGGCCGGGCUUGUCAUACUGCUCUUGCGUAUGCUAUGAACGAAGAGUUUUCAAGGGUUUUAAGUCAGCAGAUGGACUAUUACUCAAAUGACCCUAAUGCAGACAGAAUGAAUCGCAUGAAAGGGGAAAUGAGUCAGGUGCGCAAUGUCAUGAUCGAGAACAUUGAUAAAGUCCUGGAAAGAGGAGAUCGAUUGGAAUUAUUGGUUGAUAAAACUGCAAAUAUGCAAGGAAAUACAAUUCGCUUUAGAAAGCAAGCUCGGCGUUUCAGAAACACAGUGUGGUGGAGGAAUGUUAAGCUCACGAUUGCAUUGAUUCUUCUUCUUUUGGUUAUCAUAUAUGUCGUGCUUGCUUUCAUGUGUCAUGGGAUAACACUUCCAACUUGUUUCAGGUAAUAAUUAUCUAUGUAUUCUGUCCCUUCUCUGUUUUGAUUGGCACAAUGCUAUUGGUUUGGCUUUGUUUUGCAACGGUUUGUGUUGCACCUGGCAUUUGUAGACAAUGUAAACUGAGUGUGUGGAUUUUCUAUUGCGUACUUGGAAAUCUUACAGUAUUUUUGCGACAGAGAAAGAUACAAGUUUGCGGUUUAUCCAUGUUAUUUUGCUUCGGUAUUGAAAUGAGAAGGGAACUCGAGAAAAGUUGUUAACUA
This is a messenger RNA of Asparagus officinalis (garden asparagus), 1062 nucleotides long. RefSeq names its product vesicle-associated membrane protein 711-like. Bases 149 to 811 code for a protein of 220 amino acids. The record is from RefSeq and is a predicted model, not a curated record. NCBI's taxonomy places the organism in Eukaryota, Viridiplantae, Streptophyta, Magnoliopsida, Asparagales, Asparagaceae. The transcript is spliced from 4 exons. Gene Ontology annotation, biological process: vesicle-mediated transport. Gene Ontology annotation, cellular component: membrane.